Molecule: messenger RNA, 3987 nt
Organism: Sander lucioperca (pikeperch)
Lineage: Eukaryota; Metazoa; Chordata; Actinopteri; Perciformes; Percidae
Gene: ackr4a
Product: atypical chemokine receptor 4a
Exons: 2
Coding region: 214-1317 (367 amino acids)
Biological process (GO): G protein-coupled receptor signaling pathway; immune response; chemotaxis
Cellular component (GO): membrane
Molecular function (GO): scavenger receptor activity; chemokine binding; chemokine receptor activity
Source: RefSeq, a predicted model, not a curated record
CUUUGCCGAGAUAAUGGCAUCUUCACGCCGAGUACAGAACUCCCAUAAAGCUGUCUUUUGUAACUUCCCACCCACUUGUGGUGCACGGGUGUGAAAUCAAACGGAUCCUCUGCACAGAGAGCUCGUAGUGUAGUCUGAAACAAAAGCUUAUAGCCUCCAUGGCGGAAAUAGACGGUACCGAUAGGUGAAUAAAACCCUUUUUAUCUGAUCAGCAUGGAUGUCUCAGAGGAGAAUGACUACUACUACUACCAUGAAAACAUCAGCCUCAACUUCAGCUACGAUGACUACCCGGCCCUCUGUGAAAAGGGUGACGUUCGUUCCUUCGCAGGCCUCUUCCUCCCCAUCAUGUAUACUAUGUGUCUGGUGGUGGGACUGGCAGGGAACGGCUUAGUUGUGGGGGUCUACGCCUACCACAAACACCUCAAGACCAUGACGGAUGCUUUCCUGACCCACCUGGCUGUGGCUGACCUGCUCCUGCUCUUCACGCUGCCUUUCUGGGCUGCUGAUGCGACGAGGGGCUGGGAGCUGGGCGAGGCCAUCUGUAAGAUCGUGUCUGCCUGCUACACGGUCAACUUCACCUGCUGCAUGCUGCUGCUGGCCUGCAUCAGCCUGGAUCGUUACUUGGCGCUGGCCAGGGUGCAAGGUAAAGACCAAAGUCGGCGCUUGCAGAGGAUAUUCACUAGGAGACACUGCUGGAAGAUGUGUGUAGUUGUGUGGGCGACAGCUUUCGUCCUUGGACUUCCUGAUUUAAUACUCUCAGAAGUGAGAUGGGCAUCUAACAGGAGCGUCUGUCUAGCUAUCUACCCUCCAUCAAUGGCUCGAGGGGGGAAAGCUUCUCUGGAGAUAGCAGAGGUGCUGCUGGGAUUCCUGCUUCCAUUCCUGGUUAUGGUGAUGUGUUACUGGAGCGUGGGCCGAGCACUAAAGGGCCUCCCUGUGGAGAGCAGAGGCAAGAAGUGGAAAGCUCUACGUGUCCUCCUAAUAGUAGUGGGGGUGUUUGUGGUCACUCAACUGCCUUAUAACGUGUUGAAGGUCUACCGAGUGAUGGACUCAGUCUACGCGUUAGUGACCCACUGUGGGACGAGUAAAGUGUUGGAUCAGGCGGCUCAGGUGACGGAGAGCUUGGCCCUCACUCACUGCUGCCUCAACCCGAUCCUCUACGCUUUCGUGGGGUCGUCUUUCAGGCAGCACAUGAUGAAAGCGGCCAAGAAGUUUGUCGAGAAGAGAAGAAAGAGAAGGCAAAAUCCUGCAGGGGAAGAGAUGGAGAUGUCAUUUAACUCCCACAGUGCAUCCCAAGAGACAAACACAUUUUCAAUAUGAGUCAACAAUAGUGUCAUGGUGGAAGACAUUAAUCAAAAUCACUUAUUUAGUAUAGAAGAAGAGCAGAUACACCAGCAGUACACGCAUGUGUGGAAAUCAUUAAGAUGUACACAAAUUCCACGUCGUUUUAACACUUACCACAAUACAUCAAAAACAGGAAGUUGUUAAUCAUAUUUUUCUGCUCCCGUUUGUUAAAAUGUCUUUGAGCUAGGUAUUCAUGUUUACUUUCAAAGUCAAAAGAAGUGUAUAUUUUUCUGUUGUGAGUGAUGAAUGAAAAAGGGAUUUGGCUUUGUUUUGAGUGAUGUUUUUUAUAGUCGUAUACCCUGGUCCAGAGGAAACAAUAUUUCACUUAAACUGUAUUUUUUUUUUUUUUAUACAACGUUGGCAUGACAAUGAACUCUGGAAUUUGAUUCACUUGUUCUGCAAAAAACUUUUUACAGAGUAAAAAAUGCUCUUCGCAGAAUAUCUCACAAGCUUAAAUGCUUAAAUGUUUGUUUUUUUGUUUAUCCAGAUGUUUGAGGUAACAGACAUUCCUUUCAGGAUUUCACAAUAAACAUUUAACACUUAUAGUAACACUUCCAGUACAGUACACAUGCAGUACAAAUUAUAAAUAAGAAUCAUUUUUGAACUCCAUACUCAUUACACACUUUGCUCUUUUGGAAAACAUAACUGCAACGUGUUUGAAAUUAUGGUUGUUUCAAUUGUAAUCAACUUAAGUAAAUACUUAAUACUUCCUGAUGCACUUGAUGUUACACAUCUGCACAGCCUAUAAACCAGAUGUACUACACAUGCCUGCACCACUGAUAUGAAGUAAGGAAGCAUGAUUUUGGAGCUCUAAUAUUGUAAAACUCUGUACUUUCUUUUAUUUCUUAGCUUAAGACAGUUCCUGUAAAUGAAAAGAUAUCACACAUCAGCUUGUUUGCACAGUGGGAUUUAACUCUCUUUCAUGUUGGAAAGCCACAGAUUAGUUUCCUGAAUUCCUCAGAACAUCUGAGGCACAUUUACUGCACACGUACUUCACAGUUUAUGUCUGCAGCCAAGUCUGCACAACACACUGAAAAACAACCUCUAAUAACCUUUUUUUACGAGGGGAUGCUUGUCAUUCUCUUGAUAGUUGCAAAUCUUAUUUCUUAAUUACAGAUGUUUUUCUUUAAGACUGAUUUAACAUGGCAAGAUGACAGAGAGGCAUAGAGAUGGAGGGUUGCGCACAUUUAAACAUUUAGUCUUACACAUGUGAAAGGUCCAGUAUUAGAACACUCUGUACUUGUUUAGAUAAGUGAAAGUGUAAUAAUUGUGCUUGCCCUUUCAAACUGUUACAACAUUCCCCUGCUCUGUUUUAUCUUUGAGGAAAUUCUGGCACAUCCAAUCAUACCUACUCAGUGCUUGUAUUAGACCAAAGUCAAUCGGAGACAGUGGGAGCAUGUACAUGUUGAACAGAAAAGGCCCGCGAAUGGAGCCUUCACUUAACUUCACUUAAUCUUUGUACGCUCAGAUGUAUAAUCAUAGAUUGACACAAAAAAGUCCUAUCUACAGUUGCUGUAAGAGCUUAACGUACUGCAAAUAGACAGCACAAGCAAAUCAAACAGCAUCUUCACCAACUUGACAACACAUGCAGCAUUUACAAAAUAUCACCAAUUUGACAACACAGCAGAUAUCCGCAAUAAUAUCUGAAUCAUACCAUCACAAUGCUAAAACAAGCACGGUUUUAAUUUGCCGUACAUAGAGUUAUCAGGGCCAGGAAAUACUGACUGGAAAACAUCAAAAACAAUUGUUUAGGACCAAGAAGGUGUUUUCAAUGAUUUCACUUAAAAAUGGGAGGUCCGGUAUGUGCCUGCAAUUGUUGCCUAGAUGAUUCUUUGGAGUGACUAUUGCAGAAUAUCUGACGCCAUGCAGCUGAAAACAUUUUUGAGAAAGCCUGAAGGUAGAAAAUCAAGGCAGCAGCAGGAGGAUUUCAGAUGAUGCAUAAUAAGAUCUAAUCAUUCCUCCUGAUGGGAUCAAAUCAGACCUUUUCAUAGAUGUAAACAAACAUUCUAAAUGGACCCAAGUUGAUUUCCUGUUGCAGUGUAUGUGAAUGGCAUCAACUGAUGUGAAGUUAACAAGGGGCCAGGUUGUUGCCUAGCAAUGGAAUUUCAUUGAAAAGGUCUAUUGGAUUGGUUUGAAGUGGACAACACAGACCCAAAACCUGAUGUAGAGGAACUGACAUCUAAUUUUCUGAUUUUCUAAAGAUUGAAGCAAAUUCAUUACAUGACUUAGUGGAUACAAGUUCAGGGGUUACUGACAAAGAGGGGUUUGUGACUGUGAAUAAAAACAUUGUCACCAAUUGUAAAUUAGACAUAAACACAGCAAAAGAUAGUUUAAAUAGUUUGCAUUUCUGUUAUUUUUCCUGUUAGACACAUGCAUGCUGUGGUUUGUCAUCUUGUAAACACAUAGAGUGUUAACUGAAAGUUAAUUUCACAAGUUCUUCAGAAAUAAGAUUAGAAAAGAUCCUUUUUUUAAAAACAAUUUUGUUCUUAGUUGUCUUCCUGUUUCCCAGCUGGUACAAAUCAAGUGAUGCUGCAGGUCAUGCUCUGGCACAUGUGCUUUCUCAUGUGGAAACCAUCUGACUGAGGUUUGCCAUCUGCUAACGAAACAAACAUUUCCCUCAGCCAAAAAAAAAAAAAAAAAAAAAAA